AUGCCACCCUUCGCAUCCUCAAUUGCGAGCGCACCGCUGCAGAUCAACACCUACCCGCCUCUAACCAACGACGCAGAAUUUGACUCACCCACCGACUCGCUCGCCAGUCUUCACCUAAGGCCAAGCGAAACAGCAGACACCCUCCAACAAAUCCUCCCCAAACCAAGCAAAUCUCUCCAACUCCCACGACCCGACUACAACCAGCGCUCGACCACCGAUCCCUCCCCCUCGCCCUCAAACCUUCUCCAGAGUUACUUUGCGAACAUGGCGUCAGCGCCGCAGCGUCCGAGCAGCAGUAACCGCACCCGUUCACCGUAUAGUCGCAGUCACCUGCGCAGUCGAAGCAGUGGUUCCGCACUCAUGACAACGACAUCGGGAGCCUCUUCCAGCGGAUCGCUGAGUCCCAUGUCCGGAGGCCCACACAGCCCCAUGCGCUCACCAGCAUGCACCCGCUCGCCACUGCAGCAGGAAGAUAGCGUCUGGGCGCCUCCACCACCGCGCUCACCCGCUUUCGCCAGCACGGCAGGAGCGAUAGAGAGCAUAGACGAAGAUAGCGAGCUCGACACGAGCCCAACCCGCGACACCCUCGGCCCUCUCCCCGGAACACCCUCCAGCAUGUCCUCCUUCAACUUCUCCAUCAGCCGGAGCGGAAGUCUCCGCCGCCGACCCGCAAGCCCUUUGCACAGCACCACACCACCUACCUCCAACCCCUCCCACGAAUCCUCCGCCGUGUCCAGCGGCGCCAACUCCCCCUCCCUCGGCCCGCAGAAGAAUUUCAACGAGGCGUACCCGACCCUCCACCACUACGCCAGCAGUUCGAGUUUCAGCUCCUUGCACAGCGCACCCAGCACACCCACCUCCGCCCGCUCUCGCUCCCCGUCCAUCUCCUCCCUCGAGACGAUAGAAGAUGCUCCGGAUGCCGAGUCCGAGGCUUUUGAGGCCGAGAGGAUCCAGACGUUGAAGUUGGCUGCGGAACGGCAGGAGAGAUUGGAGAGGGGCGAGGAUGUCGAUGGUGGGGAGGAGGGCGUGACGAGAAGGCGAGGCAGUUUCGAGAGUGGUGGUGGGGGCAAGGGAUUUGGGUUUGGGAGGGUGGGGAGGGAGAGGAAGAGGUGGUCUGUUUGUGGUGGGGAACGACGGGGGGAUUUACUUGAUUUGGAGACGAUUUGGGAGGAUUGA
Recurvomyces mirabilis is the source of this 1176-nucleotide messenger RNA. RefSeq lists its product as uncharacterized. The transcript is spliced from 2 exons. The coding region runs from base 1 to 1176 and encodes 391 amino acids. The record is from RefSeq and is a predicted model, not a curated record. NCBI's taxonomy places the organism in Eukaryota, Fungi, Ascomycota, Dothideomycetes, Mycosphaerellales, Teratosphaeriaceae.